AUGGCGGCGAAGCGCAAGGCCUCAGCGAUGGGGACGUCCGUAGAUGACGAGCCAGUUGACCCUUCGGAUGAGUUGGCCUUUUAUUGCUUGGGUGGAGGCAACGAGGUCGGGCGAUCAUGUCACAUCAUUCAGUACAAAGGCAAGACGGUCAUGCUCGAUGCGGGCAUGCACCCAGCCAAAGAAGGAUUCUCAUCUCUCCCGUUCUUCGACGAGUUCGACCUCAGCACAGUCGAUAUUCUCUUGAUUAGCCAUUUCCACGUUGAUCAUUCUUCCGCUCUCCCGUAUGUUCUCAGCAAGACGAAUUUCAAAGGCCGGGUCUUCAUGACACAUGCGACGAAGGCUAUCUACAAAUGGCUCAUCCAAGACAAUGUGCGAGUCAGCAAUACCUCCUCCUCUUCCGACCAAAGAACUACUCUCUACACCGAGCGCGACCACUUGUCUACCCUUCCUUUGAUUGAAACUAUCGAUUUCAACACAACCCAUACUAUCAACAGCAUCCGCAUCACACCAUUCCCUGCUGGUCAUGUCUUGGGUGCAGCUAUGUUCCUUGUCUCAAUCGCUGGCCUCAACAUCUUGUUCACUGGAGACUAUUCUCGCGAGGAAGAUCGACAUUUAAUUCCGGCUGAAGUCCCGAAAGGUAUCAAGAUCGAUGUACUCAUCACUGAGUCUACAUUCGGAAUCUCGUCCAACCCACCGCGACUUGAGCGCGAGGCUGCGCUGAUGAAGUCAGUCACGGGAAUUCUCAACCGUGGAGGGCGUGUUCUAAUGCCCGUAUUCGCCCUGGGGCGAGCACAGGAAUUGCUUUUGAUUCUCGAUGAAUAUUGGGAGCGCCAUCCUGAACUACAGAAAAUUCCUAUUUACUACAUCGGUAAUAUGGCCCGGCGAUGCAUGGUCGUCUAUCAGACCUAUAUCGGUGCAAUGAAUGACAAUAUCAAACGCCUAUUCCGGCAGCGAAUGGCCGAGGCUGAGGCCAGUGGAGACAAAAGCGCGAGCGCGGGCCCUUGGGACUUCCGAUUUGUCCGCAGUUUGCGUAGCUUGGAGCGCUUCGAUGAUGUUGGUGGUUGUGUGAUGAUUGCAUCCCCUGGUAUGCUUCAAACGGGCACCAGUCGAGAACUAUUGGAACGAUGGGCACCGAGCGAACGGAACGGCGUCGUUAUGACUGGUUACAGCGUGGAGGGUACAAUGGCUAAACAGCUUCUCAACGAACCUGAUCAAAUUCCUGCCGUCAUGUCCAAACUCUCAACAGUCCAGGGCCGAGGAAGGGUUCCUGGUGGCAAUGAUGAGGAACAGAAGGUCAUGAUCCCGCGGCGGUGUACCAUUGAUGAAAUCAGCUUUGCUGCACACGUUGAUGGUGUCGAGAAUCGGAACUUCAUCGAAGAAGUUGCUGCGCCAGUUGUCAUCCUUGUUCAUGGCGAGAAGCACCAGAUGAUGCGACUCAAGUCUAAACUGUUGAGUCUUAACGCUGAUAAGACCGUAAAGGUAAAGGUCUAUACUCCCGCUAACUGCGACGAGGUCCGUAUCCCUUUCAAGAAGGACAAGGUCGCCAAGGUUGUGGGGAAACUGGCUCAGAUUGCUCCUCCAGCUGAGCAAAACGACGGCCAGCUGAUGGCUGGAGUUUUGGUUCAAAACGGCUUUGACCUGUCACUCAUGGCCCCGGAUGACCUUCGAGAGUACGCCGGACUGACGACCACCACGAUCACUUGCAAGCAACAUCUCACCCUUAGUUCUGCGAGUAUGGAUUUGAUUCGAUGGGCUCUGGAAGGUACAUUUGGUGCCAUUGAGGAGAUUGAACUAAAGGCAAAGAGCGAGCCUAAGACAAAGCAGGAGGUCAACGGCGAUGGAGACGAACUCAAGCCGAAGGAAGAGACUGCGGACGAGGAAAUUCCCUCUGGAGAAACUCAGACCUUCUUGGUUAUGGGUUGCGUCGUUUUGCGAUACCACUCACGCUCUCGUGAGAUCGAGUUGGAGUGGGAAGGCAAUAUGAUGAAUGAUGGCGUCGCAGAUGCCGUUAUGGCCGUGCUUCUCACGGUCGAGAGCAGUCCGGCUUCCGUGAAACAAUCCGCAAAACACAACCAACACCAUCACCAUCAUGACCAGGAAAAUCACGGUCCGCUUAAUCCCCACUUCAACGUCGACGCUGAUGAGCGUCUCGCUCGUCUGGAAAUGAUGCUUGAGACGCAAUUCGGCUCUGAUAUUACCCGCAUCGAGAAGCCGCGUGUCCCUGCAGACCUUGUGACUGGAAAUCCUGAGAAUAACGGUGACAUCAACCCAGAAAACAUCAACGAGGAGCGGAUUGCCGAUAUCGAGUCAGCUGAAAUUGAGCGCUUGCAGGCCCUUGGAAUUCCCGUACCGGGUCUUGAGAUCAAGGUUGACAUGCACGUUGCUCGCGUGUGGCUUGAGAACCUGGAGGUUGAAUGUGCCAAUGGAGUCCUGCGUGAUCGUGUUCGGGUCGUAGUUGAACGAGCGAUUGAAACCGUUGCUGGAUUAUGGGCAACCAGCUCCAUGCCUCGGGAAGUCGCGGUAUCGAAUGGUUUGGGGAAAGGUCAGGUAGAGAUGGCAACUGCCAUCAAGAAGGCAGCUGCUAUCGAGGCACAGGACUGA
Molecule: messenger RNA, 2601 nt
Organism: Penicillium argentinense
Lineage: Eukaryota; Fungi; Ascomycota; Eurotiomycetes; Eurotiales; Aspergillaceae
Gene: ysh1
Product: cleavage polyadenylation factor subunit YSH1
Exons: 5
Coding region: 1-2601 (866 amino acids)
Biological process (GO): mRNA 3'-end processing by stem-loop binding and cleavage
Cellular component (GO): mRNA cleavage and polyadenylation specificity factor complex
Molecular function (GO): RNA binding; 5'-3' exonuclease activity; RNA endonuclease activity
Source: RefSeq, a predicted model, not a curated record